Hymenoscyphus albidus is the source of this 1433-nucleotide messenger RNA. NCBI's taxonomy places the organism in Eukaryota, Fungi, Ascomycota, Leotiomycetes, Helotiales, Helotiaceae. The record is from the annotation of a GenBank genome assembly.
AUGCCAGGUCUAAAUACGAUCCAACGCUUCCCCAAGACCAAGCCUUCUACACAACCACCUGCUUGGUAAACUAGCCUUGAACCACUCUCGAGUUCUUCAAAUUCUUGCCUUACAACGAGAAGAACGAAAUAUACCUUUCGCUAAGAUGGAUAGCAAUAACAGAGAUGGUAAUGGUACCUCGAACGCCGAUGAAAGAGCCAUUAUUCACCUUUCCCAACUCCAUGGCGUUACUGCUCAACCUCCAUCUAGCAAUUAUCUUGAGGAACCGGAGGAAGAGCUCCAUGAUAAGAUGUCCAAUCUUCAAGUCUCCGUCGAUGAUUCCGUCUCUCAAUCCCCAACACCAGAAACCGAUCUCGAGGUCACUUUGGAGGUUACCAAAGACGAGGGUCAACUUCAGAGUCACGAAAUGCCCAAGCCUGAACAAUUCACUCUUUUGGAUAUUUGCCAUUUGAACUCCGAAAGUGAGUACGAGCUUCCUGAUUGAUAUUCUUUGCUAACUCAAAUAGGAUGAUAUGGGCGGAGGCCUUGAAAUUGCCGCAAGUCAUUGUCAUGGGUCUCGUCGAAGGCGUGAGCUUUUCUCAAACCAAUGUGACCGCCAGUUCUUGUAAAGAAGCAUAUGAGACGCUUCUGGAACUGAAACUUGACUUUUUCGACAAUAGUCUUUCGAAUAAUAUUAAACGAUCUAAUGGCAGCAGCCGCCCGCUUUACUUCAAUUGGGAGGUAGAUAUAAUUGUCUAUAUUUCAAAUAACUGGGAUCUCUAUCCUGAUUUCGGAUUUCUUUGGUCAUGCGGUCGGUGCAAAAAUCAGCGGAGAGAUCUCGGAGACUCAAAAGCUCCUUGUGAGCACGAACCACAUAUUCUUCAAGUGGCCAUUACGUGGCGGAUUCUCAGAACGGAGCUUAUCGACAGCUCUAAAGAAAGAUUAGACCAGCAGACACCCAGCUGGUUUACUCUUCUUCGUAGGUUCCAGCCCAAGAAUUUAGCAGUCCUUUUGUAUGGGGAUGCAGAUGAGCGUUCGUCUGGACGGGUAUUAGGUAUCUGGGACCUGGCUAAGACCGUGAAAAGAAAGCGCCAGGUUGUUCUUUUUGGUCCUUCUGAAGCCUUGGAGACUAAGUAUCAAGCCCAAUUGAUUGACGGUUGGGAUUGGUCUCUUGGAACCUGUAGCUCUUGGAAAGACGCGGAGGAAAAGGUCAAAGCUCGCUUGUGGGAAUUUAAAAAGGAGAUGGAAAAGAUGAGAGGUAUUACACGCCCUACAGCUUAAUUCUCCUUGAAAUUUACUAAAAGCUCGUAGAAGAAUUCGAACAAACAAAUGCAUUUGGCAAUGACUUCGCAGACAGUGGGGAUGAGGUUGGUAGGAUAUUUCUUGCUUGGGAGAGCCGGACACCCCCAGAAUCAAUCCAGUUCAUGCUAGCGCAGAACAAGAAGGACGACUAG